AUGGGGUUAGGAAUUAUUUGUUUGUCAAUUCCUACACCUUCAUCAGCCCAAGAUAUAGUUAACGAGAAAUAUUUGCCGCCGUGUUGGGUAAACAUUACAAACUGUAUGCAAGAUCAUAUAGACCGGAGUGGAUCAGAGCCACAAUUCAAUUCAUCGAGCUCAAUGUUUAAUUUGAGCGAAUUCCUGUGCUGCCCUCUCAUACAACAGACUGCUCAGACAGAGAAGCAGUGUUUCUGUUUUGUCAACACCUUCAUUAAUCAAAAUCCUUCCUUUGAAUCCAAUGUAACAUUGGUCUUGAGUUAUUGCCAGGUUGCGAAUUCCCUUACUUCUCUUAAAACCUACUGUCAAGAUGCUCUUGUUUCUGGAUCAACAUCGUCUCCAACUCCUACUUCAGGAAAACUCAAGAUUAUUAUUCCUGUUGCUGCAUCAUCAGCAGCCAUCAUACUCUUGGUAAUAGGCAUUGUUAUAGCUCUUAAGUGUCGGAAAGGCAAGAAGAAGGCUGAAGGGUAUGUGCCACCUGCACCUGCAGACGAUCAAAUUGUUACAGUUGAAUCCUUGCAAUAUGAAUGGGAAGCCCUCAAGGCUGCCACUAAAAACUUCUCCGAUGAUCACAAGAUUGGUCAAGGGGGAUUUGGCAUCGUCUACAAGGGCACUUUACAAAAUGGACAAGAAGUUGCGGUGAAAAGGCUAUCAAGCGGCUCUUGCCAAGGUGAAAAAGAAUUUAAAAAUGAGGUGGCAUUGGUAGCCAAGCUUCAGCACAGAAAUUUAGUAAAGCUAGAAGGAUUUUGCUUGGCAAGAGAAGAAGAAAAGUUACUCGUGUACGAGUUCGUGGCUAACAAAAGUCUUGACUACUUCCUCUUUGAUGCUGAAAAACAAAGACAAUUGGAUUGGCCAAAGCGUUAUGACAUAAUAAAAGGCAUUGCUAGAGGAAUGCUCUACCUCCAUGUAGACUCUCCCAUCCGACUCAUCCACCGUGAUCUUAAGGCAGCCAAUGUUUUGUUAGAUGAGGAGAUGCAUCCUAAAAUUGCAGACUUUGGCAUGGCUAGGAUCUUUGACGAAAAAACCUACUGCCAUACAAGCAGAAUUAUUGGGACUUAUGGUUAUAUGGCUCCGGAAUAUAUAAUCCAUGGACAAUUCAACGUAAAAUCAGAUGUCUACAGCUUUGGCGUGCUAGUUUUAGAGAUUGUGAGUGGAAUAAGGAUAAGUGCCAUGACCUAUCAAUCUGGCAUGACUGAAAACCUUCUAAGCUAUGGAUGGAAAUGUUGGAAAGAUGGGAGAUCAUUGGAAUUUAUAAAUCCAACUCUAAGAGACUCUUACUCGAAAACGGAAAUUACGAGGUGUAUUCACCUAGGAUUGUUAUGCGUCCAAGAAGAGAUGAGGAAAAGACCUAGCAUGUCGACGAUAGCUCUUAUGCUCAACUCUAAUUUUGCAGUUGGAGCUUUGCCAAUACCCCAACCUCCUGCUUUCAUGUAUAGUGGAAAUGCGGAUCAAUCAACAAUGAGUAACACGGCUUCAAUUCCAUGGUCUAGUGGAACAUCAACCAAUGAGUCGAAUACAAUGUUGUGACAAGAUUAACGACAUGGAGCCCCAGGACGUUAGAGACUUAUGAUGUUCCAUAACCAUACUCUUCAGUCUAUACCACUUCAUAGCUCCUUCUAGUUUUCCUUUAUGAUAAUGCUUGUUUUUUGCUUCUUAUGUUUGAGAAUGUUAGAGGACCAACUCAACCAAAAGCUUAAGCUGAUUGUUGAGACCCGGUAAUAUGUUUUAUACUCUAUCAGAGAACCAUACUCAUCUAGU
Messenger RNA from Chenopodium quinoa (quinoa), 1797 nucleotides. RefSeq names its product putative receptor-like protein kinase At4g00960. The record is from RefSeq and is a predicted model, not a curated record. The transcript is spliced from 8 exons. Bases 1 to 1566 code for a protein of 521 amino acids. Gene Ontology annotation, molecular function: protein kinase activity; ATP binding. Gene Ontology annotation, biological process: protein phosphorylation. Lineage: Eukaryota; Viridiplantae; Streptophyta; Magnoliopsida; Caryophyllales; Amaranthaceae.